Molecule: messenger RNA, 1694 nt
Organism: Pogona vitticeps (central bearded dragon)
Lineage: Eukaryota; Metazoa; Chordata; Lepidosauria; Squamata; Agamidae
Gene: RNF122
Product: ring finger protein 122
Biological process (GO): ubiquitin-dependent protein catabolic process
Cellular component (GO): nucleus
Molecular function (GO): ubiquitin protein ligase activity
Source: RefSeq, a predicted model, not a curated record
UACAGCUUUGGAGAGCCCGGCAACAACAAGACCUCAAGGGAAACAGCAAGGGAAACAGCAAGGAAAAAGGCAGGACCCCAAGGGAACGGAACGUGUGUGUGUGGGGGAGACAAAAUGGCGCCGCACACCAAGGAAGCAGCAGGGAGCACGAGAUUCGAAGCAGGGCACAAUAGAGCUUCACUAAGGGAGGGGAAGCAGGGGGUGGGGGGGUGGUCUGGAGACCACACUAACCGGACAAAUUCACAAAGAAAAACAGCCGCCGCCUCAGCAUUAAGUAAACCGGCAAGAGGAAACAAAGGGGGCUCUUUAAUUCAGCGCACCAGGAGUGAGGAGGGGGAACGGAAAUGGUGGCGCACAGCAGGAAAUUCCUUUCCUCAGCACAGGAAGCCCUCAGAAAAACCAGGAACAGCCCGACCACGCAAGAAUCCCAUGCAGCUUUCAAGAGACAAAUCAACUCAAAACUACAGCGAACUCAAGCCUGGAGAGGGAGAUCGAAAACUGGAAGAGGGGCAGCAGCCAGGCACUCCCGGAUGCUUCUGUGGUUUGGGGCUGAUUUACACCAACAAAUCCUGCACGAUGCCCCCCAUCACCUUCCAAGAUUUACCACUGAAUAUCUACAUGGUGAUUUUUGGCACUGGCAUCUUCAUCUUUGUUCUGAGCCUCAUCUUCUGCUGCUACUUCAUGAGCAAACUUCGACAUCAGGCACAGAGUGAAAGAUUUGGAUACAAAGAGGUAGUUUUGAAAGGUGAUGCUAGAAAACUAAAUGUACAUGGGCAGACCUGUGCCGUCUGCCUGGAAGACUUUAAAGUGAAAGAUGACCUGGGACUGUUAUCAUGCCAACAUGCCUUCCACAGAAAGUGCCUUGUGAAAUGGCUGGAAGUCCGCUGUGUCUGUCCCAUGUGUAACAAGCCAAUUGCAGGCCCCAGAGAGUCUCAUCAAAGCAUAGGUAUCCUUCUGGAUGAGCUGGUGUGACAUUCACCCUAAAGCAGAACCUCCACUGAUACAGACUGAAAUGAACCCUGGAGAUUCAGUAUUGUGUGUUCCAGCCAGAGAUGUUUCACAGCAUGUUCUGUCUUCUUUAUCAAAAAGCUGUUACCUAGUGCUAAGAUGGAAGACAAGCUGGCCUUGCUCCACAUCUCCAGUCUGGGAGCAAUUUCCUGGAGAAGAUUGAUCAUAUCAGCACCAGAAUUUGCACAUUUCAGCUGAGGGCUUCUGAGGAACAGAGAAUUGAACCUUCGCAGAUGACUCUGUGGACAGUCUAAGUCCCCAGUACCAUAUUUUGACAACUGGAUGUAGUGAUGCCAAACAUAAAAUCAAGGUCUUCCCUUCCUCUGGGAGCUGCUGGCCAGCAUUUGGAUUUCACUCCUUACCCAGUAUUUCCUAGUUUUAUUUUUACAGUUCUAAAUAAUCCUUUAUGUUUACAGGCAUCUGGUCUUUCCCAUUUGGUUUCUCUAUGCCUUAUAUAAAGGGGGAGAGAAACCAAAUGGGAAAUAUAUAUGUGUGUGUGUGUUCUGGCUCUUUUAUAUAUAAAACGUGGGGUGGCACACGUUGCUUGUCCCAGCUUCCGCCAACCUAGCGGUUCGAAAGCAUGCAAAAUGCGAGUAGAUAAAUCAGUACCACUAUGGUGAGAAGAUAACGGUGUUCCAUGUCUAGUCGCGCUAGCCACGUGACCAUGGAAGAUGGUCUUCAGACAA